AUGGCUAAGAGUUCAAAUUCGAUCGAACCUUGGAAUGCUAUCGAACCACAAGCUUUUGAAAGUAGUGAUGAUGAAGACUUGUGUCCCCUUUGUAUGGAGGAGCUGGAUGUCUCCGAUCUCAACUUUAGACCAUGUCCUUGUGGAUACCGCAUCUGUCGAUUCUGCUGGCAUCAUAUUAAAGAAGAUCUCAAUCGAAGAUGUCCUGGAUGUCGAAAAGAAUACGAUGAUAGUGUAGUAGAGUUUAAACCUAUGAAGGCAGAGGAGCUGAAACGCUUGCAACAAGCUAAGAAGCAACGAGACAAGGAUAGAAAAGACCUCGAACUUGUCAAUCGAAAACAUCUUGCGAAUGUUCGAGUUAAACAGAAAAAUCAAGUUCAUGUUCAAGGUCUUACCACAAAGAUUGCCAAUGAAGAUACAUUGGCUCAGUUGAAGACCAGUGAAAUGUUUUCUCAAUAUGGUCGAAUCUUGAAGAUGUUUAUGUCACGUCGCACAGGUCCCACCAAUCUUUAUACGCCCGACUCUCGAUACCAACACGUCAAUCUAUACAUCAAUUUUUCAAAAAACACAGAAGCUCUGGCUUGCAUUCAAGGACUCGAUGGCACCUCACUACCCGAUGGACAUCGAUUGAAGGCUAGUCUCGGCAGCACAAAGUAUUGUGCUUCUUUUCUGAGAGGACUGAAAUGUAUCAAUGAUAACUGUACCGCUGCUCAUGAAUUGGCCGAAGAAGUCGAAGGGGGUGGCAGUGCUGCUAGAGAGGAAAUGUCUACCGCGUAUCUAUCACCUUCUAUCUUCACAUUCCCUGGCAUUCCCAUCGCUAAUCCACCCGAACCUAUUUCCAGGCGACAUGCACAAAAGGAGAGUGAACAUCGUAUCUCUCCCAAGAAUCACAUUUCACACGCUCUACAUCCAAGCUCUUCAACGCCCGCCAACCCUCUUGCUUCAGGUGUCGCAUUGCCUGCUACUGCGUCCUGGGCGAACAAAUCAAGCUCAAACAGUCGGCCGGCUUCACCUGCACCUCAUCUAUUGUCUCUCCAGAAUCAAGCUCAGCACUCUUCGCCCUCAGCUAAGCUUAUGUUGCGGGGAACAACAUCGACUGCUUUGAAGCCUACACAUCCUUUACCGCCCAAACCACGUCAUAACUCUCCCUACGGAGCAAAGGUCAAAUCUACCAGUGAAGAGCCUAACUCUACCGGCAAACCUCUCUCUGGCCUACACUCCAACGAGGCUGGGACCAAUAACAAAUCCUUUCGCCCUACUUCAGAUUCACAGGCUGAUGAUCCUCAUCAUCAACGCAUGGCUGAUGAGAAAGACACUCAAAAGCCUGAUGAAGUAUCCCCUACAAACGUCACCUUCACCACCACAACUCCACAUCCUCCUGGUUUGCCUCCGCCGGGUCUCAAUGGCCUACCUCCGCCUGGCUUGACCGCAUCCUCGGCAGGCACGUCCCCAGCCACACGUGUGCCUACCUCCCUGCCGCCUGGCCUUACACCCCCACAACCUGUAGACUUUGCCUCCUCGUCUUGGCAUGGCGCCUUUGAUGUAACCGUUGCUUUGGAGCCCAAGUUUGCUCAGACAUCUCUCCGAACCUCUACGGGAAAAGACGACAAGAUCGACAUUCUGUCUACUUUCUCACCCAAUUUCACUCUCACGUCUCGAUCUUCAAUUUUCGACCCAUCAGACGACCCUUUCUACUGCGUGCCGGAUCCUACUAUCCCUACUAGUUAUUCAGGGAGCUUCAAUCCCUUUGCGGAUACUGACAUCAAUCCGCCUGAUCGCAUGGCAGGAGGUGAAUCACAGGGGAAGAUAGGGGAUGGUCGAUCGGACGAACCUUUGAUUGCACGGCGAGGUUCUAGGUUUGGAUUUGCUAGACGUGAAUCGGGCUUGACUACAGGUCUGACGGUAGAGGGACCUUCAUCGUCUCCUCUGCGGAGCAUCUUCUCUAGCAAUAGCGCAGAUGGCGGUGGUCCGAGUGGUCAGAAUAAUCUCAGUAAUUCGGCUAGAUCGGCGAUGACAGUUGGCAGGUCUGAUGGAUCAGUACACUUGGCAAGUAACACCCCAGGGGAAUCGACACCUGAUGCUUCAGUUCUAUUUCCUGGAGUCAAUCUCGCUGCUUCGUACUCGGCAAACGCACUGCCGGCUGCCUUGGCGCGGGGUAUGAAAUCCCCAGGAAGCACACCUUCACGUCCGUCAACAAAUACACCUCCUGUAUCAUUCCAAAGUCUAACGCCAUCCACUCAUCUACGUGACGCUAUGAUUGCAUCAUAUGAUCGCCCCAACGAUCGGCUACCACCAGCUUUCAACCCUCGGGCUACCGCGACAAGUCCUACAUACCCUCACACACAUCUUUCGAACCAUCAUGAAGAUCUUUUACGAGGAGAACAUACUCGAGACCGACGAGUGGAUGUCACCCCUGGCGCAUUUAAUAUGUCCUCGCAGUAUUCCAUGGGUAAUGGGGAUAUGGGUCAUGAAUUCCAAGAUCCAGCUAUCUUGAACAUGAGAAUGGCCUCUAAUGCCAAUGGUGCCUAUGCACCUCCACUUUUACCUAGUUCAAGUUCAAGUCAUAGUGUCAAUGAUCUUUAUCCACAAUUCAAUAUGAAUGCAGCUGGAUUUCAUAAUGUGAUGAGUUCAGGUCGGCCUCAUUUUCCACAAACUCAAACUAAUCAAGAUCUUUUAAAUCAUUAUGGUUUCCCUGGUGUUCAUCCGUUGGCUAAUGCUCCUAAUAAUCGAGUUCAAUCACAUACUUAUUAUAAUGUGAGUACGAUUGGUAGUCAAGGUUUGAUGAGUGGCAAUGCUCAAAGAGACAUCGAUGAUGGAAUCAAAGAUUAA
Messenger RNA from Melampsora larici-populina 98AG31, 2826 nucleotides. RefSeq lists its product as uncharacterized. Gene Ontology annotation, cellular component: CCR4-NOT complex. The transcript has 6 exons. Gene Ontology annotation, molecular function: ubiquitin-protein transferase activity; RNA binding. Bases 1 to 2826 code for a protein of 941 amino acids. Gene Ontology annotation, biological process: protein ubiquitination. The record is from RefSeq and is a predicted model, not a curated record. Lineage: Eukaryota; Fungi; Basidiomycota; Pucciniomycetes; Pucciniales; Melampsoraceae.